AUGGCCGAUAAACGCCAAAAUAACCAACACAAACCAAGGAAAAACUGCAAAUGCACCACCUGUAAAACCAUGCGAGAAACCGGGUGCUUGAACCCCCACAAAUGCUAUGUCAAAGCAGAGGAACUCCUCGACACCCUCCCACCAAAAUGGAACCCGCGAGGAGUGAAACCAGAAGACUACGAACCGGGAGAAAUCAUUGAGCAGAAUCCAGACGACAGCCUGAACUUCGACCACAGGCUGACGACGAGAGGCAACCUGAGAGAAAUCUUCCGCAUCUUCACCGAAGGAACCACCACGAAUGACCUCCCUGAGUAC
This is a messenger RNA of Punctularia strigosozonata HHB-11173 SS5, 315 nucleotides long. RefSeq lists its product as uncharacterized. The transcript has a single exon. The annotation marks the transcript as partial. The record is from RefSeq and is a predicted model, not a curated record. Lineage: Eukaryota; Fungi; Basidiomycota; Agaricomycetes; Corticiales; Punctulariaceae.